Messenger RNA from Macadamia integrifolia, 3123 nucleotides. RefSeq names its product homeobox-leucine zipper protein ROC2-like. The transcript is spliced from 12 exons. The record is from RefSeq and is a predicted model, not a curated record. NCBI's taxonomy places the organism in Eukaryota, Viridiplantae, Streptophyta, Magnoliopsida, Proteales, Proteaceae. The coding region runs from base 408 to 2570 and encodes 720 amino acids. Gene Ontology annotation, biological process: regulation of DNA-templated transcription. Gene Ontology annotation, molecular function: DNA binding; lipid binding; DNA-binding transcription factor activity, RNA polymerase II-specific.
UAUACACUCUGCAAUUACUCCAUCUCCUUCCCUUUCUCUCGAUCUCCAAACCUCUCCCUUUCUUCCCUGUUUUCCUUUCUUUUCCUCGUAUCUUUACUCUUUUUCUUUUGACUGUUUCAUUCUCUACCUGUUAAUGGUCUCCUCUUAAUUUCGCUGUCUCUUCUUCACAAAUACGAAAGGGAAAUCUCAAUCAAAACCGCCCGGAAACCACUGUUGGAUAACCCCAUAAACGUGGUUUCCGGCUACUUAAUAGUCUGAGAAGCAGAUCUGACCCUUCUCACCUCUCGUUUGGACUGCCGGAGAGCCAACAAGGGUUGCUUGUCUCUAAUGGAAGCUUACACUUGAUUAAAUUGAAAACAAAAAAGCAUAAUAAGGCUUUGUUGCAAUCGUAAGGAUCUGUAGAUAAGAUGUUGCAGCCAAACCUACUGGAGGGUCAGCAGCAGCAGUAUCCGCUGGAGAUGAUGAUGAGCACUAACACCUUAGAAAACGAGAUGGCAAAUCUGAGGGAAGAUGAAUUGGAGAGCAAAUCUGGCAGUGAGAACCUCGAAGGUGGUGCCUCCGGCGAUGAUCAAGACCCCAACAACCGCCCCCGCAAGAAGCGCUACCACCGCCAUACUCAGCACCAAAUCCAAGAAAUGGAAUCAUUUUUCAAAGAAUGCCCUCAUCCAGAUGACAAGCAAAGGAAGGAGCUAAGUCGUGAAUUAGGGUUAGAGCCUUUGCAGAUCAAGUUUUGGUUCCAAAAUAAACGAACCCAAAUGAAGACCCAGCAUGAGCGCCAUGAGAACACACAGCUUAGAAAUGAGAACGAGAAGCUCCGGACAGAGAAUAUUAGGUAUAAAGAAGCCCUCAGCCAUACCUCAUGCCCCAACUGUGGUGGCCCAACAAGUAUUGGGGAGAUGUCCUUCGACGAGAAUCAUCUCAGAAUCGAGAAUUCUCGACUCAGAGAAGAGAUUGAUAGGAUUUCGGGCAUUGCUGCUAAGUAUGUGGGAGGUAAGUCGUUUGUGCCCUACCCUCUUCCCAACUUAGGGGUUGGGAACUAUGGAAUGCACGGCACCACCGGAGGGGAGAUGUAUGGAGCAGCAAGUGAUCUCCUUAGAUCAUUCUCUGCACCAACUGAUGCCGAUAAGCCUAUGAUUAUCGAACUCGCUGUGGCAGCAAUGGAGGAACUGAUUAGAAUGGCUCAACUAGGUGAACCCUUGUGGCUGCCAGGCCCUGAUGGUGCUACUGAGAUCCUAAAUGAAGAUGAAUAUAUACGGACCUUCCCUAGGGGAAUAGGACCAAAACCCUUUGGGUUGAAAACUGAAGCUUCUAGGGAAACUGCUGUUGUUAUCAUGAAUCAUGUUAACAUUGUUGAGAUUCUCAUGGAUGAGACUCAGUGGGCUAGUGUCUUCUCUAGCAUUGUAUCAAGAGCCAUGACUCUGGAAGUCCUAUCAACAGGAGUAGCAGGAAACUACAAUGGAGCCUUGCAAGUGAUGACAGCAGAAUUCCAAGUCCCCUCGCCGGUUGUUCCAUCGCGUGAGAGUUACUUUGUAAGGUACUGUAAACAUCACCCCGACGGGACUUGGGCAGUGGUUGAUGUUUCAUUGGACACUUUAAGGCCUGGUUUAGGAACUAGAUGUAGAAGAAGGCCAUCAGGAUGUUUAAUCCAAGAAAUGCCAAAUGGGUAUUCCAAGGUCACAUGGCUUGAACAUGUAGAAGUUGAUGAUAGAGCAGUGAAUAACAUAUACAAAUUGCUAGUUAACUCUGGACUCGCAUUUGGUGCAAAGCGCUGGGUUGGUACUUUGGAUCGACAGUGUGAACGUUUGGCUAGCGCAAUGGCUACUGGCAUUCCUUCUGGAGAUGUUGGUGUAAUAACAAGUCAAGAAGGUAGAAAGAGCAUGCUGAAGCUGGCUGAGAGGAUGGUGAUGAGUUUUUGUGGUGGUGUGGGUGCUUCAACUGCUCACACAUGGACUACUGUUUCUGGGGGUGCUGCUGAAGAUGUAAGGGUCAUGACCAGAAAAAGCAUAGAUGAUCCAGGUAGGCCUCCCGGUAUUGUACUAAGUGCCGCCACGUCCUUCUGGCUUCCAGUCCCACCAAAGAGGGUUUUCGAUUUCCUUCGCGACGAGAACUUUCGAAGUGAGUGGGAUAUACUUUCAAAUGGUGGUGUUGUGCAAGAAAUGGCACAUGUUGCAAAUGGUCGUGAACCAGGGAACUGCGUCUCACUACUGCGCGUGAAUAGUACAAAUUCAAACCAAAGCAACAUGCUAAUAUUACAAGAGAGCUUCACAGACUCCACAGGCUCUUAUAUAAUCUAUGCUCCUAUUGACCUUGUUUCCAUGAAUGUGGUGCUAAAUGGUGGAGAUCCAGACUAUGUGGCACUCCUUCCCUCAGGAUUUUCUAUAUUGCCUGAUGGACCAAAAACUCAUGGAGGAACAUUAGUUGGUGAGGUUGGGUCUGGUGGAACUCUUCUGACAGUGGCAUUUCAAAUCUUAGUCGAUUCAGUUCCAACUGCAAAACUCUCUCUUGGAUCUGUGGCUACCGUAAACAGUCUCAUUGCUUGCACUGUUGAUAGAAUUAAGGGCGCAUUUUAAUGGCAAAAUGCAUGAACUGGAAAGGCUGGCUUACAGCUCAUGAAGAACAAGAUGAACAAGGAAAGAUGGAAAAGAGGGGUGGUGUAGAUUUCAGGGUGUAAAAAGAUGGGAGUCAAGAACGCACCUCAUAUGAUCCUUGCCUAAUGGUGUCUGUUAGGAGGGGCUGCGAAACAGUGCCUGCGACAGAUUUCACACCACCUUGGAAGGGCAGUUGGUUCGGGUAUUGACUUCCUUGGCCGAGUACAAUGAGAGAGAAAACUAAUCACCCUUUUGUCUUUUUUUCUUUUGUGCUUAAGCUUCUUAGGGUUAGGGUAAGUAUUAGGGUUACUGAGGGCUAUGUUUUGGGUUUGGGUUGUUCAUGAGAGUUAGGGUUCUCCAUCUUUCUCUUUUUCUCCUGUUGUUGUGUGGGCGUUGAUGAGCCCUUGGUGUUAGGGUUAGGGUUCUGUUUAAGUUUAAAAAACGCUUUAAUUCUUCAGUUUUUAAAAGCCUUAGAGUUUGAAGUAAAGUACUAUAUAUUUUUGGUUUCCAAAGUGAAUUUAGAAAGAUUCUAAUC